Messenger RNA from Dermacentor silvarum, 1883 nucleotides. RefSeq names its product HIG1 domain family member 1A, mitochondrial. The record is from RefSeq and is a predicted model, not a curated record. Bases 164 to 532 code for a protein of 122 amino acids. The transcript has 4 exons. Gene Ontology annotation, cellular component: mitochondrion. Gene Ontology annotation, biological process: mitochondrial respirasome assembly. Lineage: Eukaryota; Metazoa; Arthropoda; Arachnida; Ixodida; Ixodidae.
GUGACGGGCGGGGGCCCACUCUUGCCCCAUCGUCGCGCAACUGGCCCAACGAAGGCCUUGGCGGCCUGAAUUUCCGCUCAGUUGUCUAGCCGGUAAGUCUUGAGCUUGUGGUGCUUCGAAACUUCCGUGCCUUGGGGACCACAGGAAUCGCAGCUUCGCGCAGAUGGUGCUCCUUCGUUCACCGAAGGAUCUACAGCCGGCACUAAUGACUGACAACGCCAAAAAGAUGGCGUCACCACUGAUGACGGUUGACACGCCAUACAAAGAAGAAACAGCAACUCAGAAAUUCAAGCGAAAGGCCAAGGAAUCCCCCUUUAUGGUCAUUGGGUUGACUGGUUGCGUCUUUAUCUGCUCAUACGGGGCCUUCCUGUUCCGGAGGCGCAAGAAGCUCGACGCCUCUCUCUUCUUGAUGCAGCUCCGCGUCACUGCACAGGGCACUGUGAUCGGGUGCUUGAUGCUUGGUGUCACCUACAAUCUCUUCCAGAGAUUUUUGAAUCGAGGCAGCAGCAACGGGGACGACAAAGGCUCCUGAGGCUUCGUUGUUGUUUAGCUGUUAGCCAUCAUUAUUUAAAUUAAUAGGUACUGGCUAUAAAAAUUUGAUGUUUUUAUGCAUCUUGUUCAUGUGGCUGUGCCCAUCAAUUAGAAUCUUCUUUUGCUUUUUCCAGGUCACUGCUAUCUGGAAGUGUUGUAUCCGUAUCUCCGUUAACCUUGUUGCCAGUGUUGCAUUUAUGCAAGGAGAAAAACAAUAACAAUUUAUUUUGACGUUAACUGUGCGCAAGCAUGGCUUCUUCUGUGCUGUUAGAAGGCAUUUUUUGGGAUCUGACCUUUCUUCACAUGUAUAAAUCUGCUUUUCAGGCACUAACGUAUGCAUUCCUUAUAGUUUGGCACUUACAUUGUAGCCUCUAAGAAAUUUUUGUCUAUAAAAUUGCUAGAAUUUCUACUGGUACAAAAUUUAUGAAUUCGCAAUCAGUAGCAGUUAUCAGCUUUUAUUUUUCUUGUGAUCUUAAAUGCACCUAAAUGAAGCAGUGAAGUUUACCUGGUUGUAAUGAUUACCCUUGCCAAAAUAUUUGGAGAUAUGACUGUUAUAUAAGGUGCCGUAUUGAAAAAUUUGCUCUGCUUGCUCUGCUCUGUGACUGACAGAAAUAUUGGAGUUGAGCUGAGUAUAGCUUGAGCUCUCGUGUGAUCUAUUUGAAGCCGAUGCUGGAAGUGAAUUAUUGCCUGCUGGUUUUGUGUAAUCAGCUGUGUUACACUUCAAAGUUUCCUACAGCAAAAGUAAGGAUGUUGUCUUCUUUUAAGUCAAUAUGGAGCAACUGCAAUUUUUGAACAGUGUGCUGUUUCAUGAGUACCCAUCAAUUAGCAAAGAAUGAUACACUGUGCACUCUUUUGUGCAGUGAACAGAUGUCUUAGUAACUCUGCCCUCUCUCUCUAUCUCUUUUAUCCUUUUACAUUUUGUUAAUUUAUUCAUUCGAUCCUUCAUUUUUGCAGUGACACGGCAUGUUUGGGUGCAAGGUAUGUUGCAGAUGUGCAGAACUACUAUGCUUAAAGCAGUUAGUUUGGCCAAGCGGUCGUGUGCUUGGCCAAAUGUGUUUUAACUUAGGACUGCUUUUAAAAAAAAGAAAGGGUGUAUUUAUGAGCAUAUUGUUUUUCUUGUUGAUGCCAUGUUUUGCUCCCAAACUGUGUCCAAAGAUAACAGAGAUACUAAAUAUGGCAAGUUGUUACAUGGCUUAGGUUAUUUUUUAAUGUAUUUGUGAUAUUGUCAAUUUCAUUGUGCAUAUAGAUUGCAAGAAGUUGACAAAUUAUAUUUUGAUUAGCUGAAACUCUACAAAGCAUGUAUUGAAGCAUAUUUUAAAUAUUGGUGGCAAAUAAAAUUUUCACUCUUUUGU